This is a messenger RNA of Salarias fasciatus (jewelled blenny), 3033 nucleotides long. RefSeq names its product rabenosyn, RAB effector (gene rbsn). Lineage: Eukaryota; Metazoa; Chordata; Actinopteri; Blenniiformes; Blenniidae. The transcript is spliced from 12 exons. Bases 212 to 2539 code for a protein of 775 amino acids. The record is from RefSeq and is a predicted model, not a curated record. Gene Ontology annotation, molecular function: metal ion binding.
ACAUGACUGGGCAGAGCCGCUGCAGCUGCAGGCGGCGUCGAGCUGUCAACCGAAAUCCAAACUGUCAACAACACAGUUAUUAUCUGGUUCUGGGAUCUUCCCGGGUGCCAUGGAGCUCCCGGGGCGUCAUCGUCACACCCCGUAACAUGCGGACCAAAGUCGGACCCCGCCACCUUGCACUUCUUCUCCAGGGACCCAGCCGCCUGCUGUCAUGGCCUCCAGCUACCCCCCUCCGUUUGAGGGCACUGGCGAAGUGAAGGAGGGCUUUCUCUGCCCGCUGUGCCUGAAGGACCUUCAGUCGUUUUACCAGCUCCAGGAUCACUACGAGGAGGAGCACUCGGGGGAUGACCGGCACGUCAGGGGGCAGCUCAAAAGUUUGGUUCAGAAAGCAAAGAAAGCCAAAGAUAAACUCCUGAAGAGGGACGGAGAUGACAGACCCGACACAGGCACCUACGAGUCCUUCUACUAUGGUGGAGUGGACCCGUACAUGUGGGAGCCUCAGGAGCUUGGAGCAACCAGAAGUCACCUGGACCUCUUCAAGAAGCACAGAGCAGCCAGGAUUGAUCAUUAUGUUAUUGAGGUCAACAAGCUCAUCAUCAGACUGGAGAAGUUGACGUCGUUUGACAGAACCAACUCAGAUGCUGCUAAAAUCAGAGCCAUUGAGAAGUCUGUGGUGUCCUGGGUGAACGACUCGGACGUGCCGUUCUGCCCCGACUGCGGAAACAAGUUCAACAUCCGGAACAGACGGCACCACUGCCGCCUCUGUGGCUCCAUCAUGUGUCGGAAAUGCAUGGAGUUCAUCCCCUUACCUUUGGCUCAGAAGCUGAUUUGUGGCACCCGAGAAGCCCUGUGUGUGCCUGGAAGUCCCGGACAGUCGCAGUCUCCCCCGGCAGGCGGCGGCGGCGGAGGGAUGGGCUCCAGGAGAGGCAGCAUCAGCAGCCUGAGCAGCGUGACCUCCAUGCUGGAGGAGAAGGACGACGAGAAGAUCCGCUGCUGCCACCACUGCAUGGACACGCUGCUGAAGAGGCAGCAGAAGUUAGAAGAAAAGGAUCACGUGCCGGAUAUUGUGAAACUCUACGAGCGACUCAGGAUGUGCAUGGAGAAAGUGGAUGAAAAGGCUCCAGAGUACAUCCGAAUGGCCGAAUCUCUAAAUGCCGGAGAAACUACAUAUAACCUUGACACUGCUGGUGGAUUGAGGCUGGAGGUGCAGAAAUACUACGAACUAAUCGACGCUCUGAGUAAGAAGAUUUUAACGCUAGGGGUGAAAGACGAUCCGCAGCCGCAUCCUAAAGUGCUCCAGCUGCAGAGGAUGAUCCGCUACACGGCCACGCUCUUCGUCCAGGAGAAGCUGCUCGGUCUGAUGUCUUUACCCACCAAGGACAAAUAUGAAGAGCUGAAGGAAAAGAGGAAGCAGGAACAAGAGAAGAGGCUCCAACAAGAGAGACUGGCGGCUCAGGAGGCUCUGAAGCGGCGGCAGGAGUCGGAGAGAAACCGUCCGCCUGCCAGCACCAACGGGGAGCUGCCCCAGGCCCCGAGGGCGCCGCGCAUGACCAAAGCCGGCGGGUGGCUGCCCUCCGCGGACGCCCGCAGCGAGCUGGAGGACCCCCUCCUGCAGCAGAUCGAGAACAUCCAGUCGUUCCUCCGCCAGGCGCGGGAAGCCAGGAGGGCGGACGAGGUGGCCAUGCUGGAGGAAAACCUGCGGCAGCUGCAGGACGAGUACGACCAGCAGCAGACCAGCCUGGCCAUCGCGCUCUCCCAGAAGCUGGCCCGGGAGGAGAGCCUGCAGCAGGGCGAGAUCGACCGCCUGGAGGCCCGGGAGCGCGAGGAGAGGGAGGACAGGGAGGAGUGGGGCCCCGGCCAACCCGCCGUCACCUGGGAGCGCUCUCUGGACAUCGGCUCAGCGGGAGGCGUCCAGGCCGAGGAGGACGCCGCCGAGGAGGAGCUGACCCCCAAAGCUGGGAGGAGCCCGUCGCCUGUCAGGGCCUUCCCCGUUCCCAAAGGCCAGGAGGAGUCUCCUCCCAGGCUGAGGAGCUUAGGAGGGCAUGUGACGCCCCCCGGUGGCGAAGGGCAGAACAGCACCUCUCUGAACCCCUUUGAAGACGAGGACUCCACCCCCAUCGAGGAGGACCCAUCAAAUCCUUUCUUUGAGGACAUCAAGCGGGAGAACCAGGAGGAGCCCGACGGGAAGAAGGAGUACAACCCCUUCGACGAAGACGAAGAGGAGGACACGCCGGCCCAGACGGCGCCCGGCAACCCCUUCGAAGACGAGGACAGCGACACGGGUAACCCGUUCACCGAGGCCUCCGGGACGUCCCCGGAAGCCUCCACCAACCCGUUCGACGGAGACGAGGACGACGAGGCGCUGCCCGACGUGGACGUGAUCGAGGAGGAGCUGCUGCUGCAGCAGAUCGACAACAUCAGGGCCUACAUCUUCGACGCCAAGCUCAGCGGCCGGCUGGACGAGGUGGAGCUGCUGUCGGAGAACCUCCGGGAGCUGCAGCGCACCCUCCAAGAGCAGAAGAAGAAGAAGGAGCACUGACAAGGCCCCCCCCCACCAUAGAUCACCUGCUACUUACCAAGUCCCGAGAGGCGCGCUCACUCUACGCGACCCAUGACCCCGGCGAGGUCAGACUGGGCGAGGUCUGCCGCACCUCAGACCCAAACACAAACUAGAGCGCAGUCGUAGUCUCCUUUUUUUUUUUUUUUAAGCCACUCAUCCUGUCGAGGGACGCCGAGAGCUGGAUCCUGUGCCAGCAUGCACAAUUUUGUAAGCACUGAACGUGAAGCUCAUUUGUACAGAAGUGUAGAUGAAGAUGUAAACAGAGCCGUGACCAGUGCAGUCGUGUUUAUGGAGGCCGUGGGUCUCGCAGCUGUUUGACGAACAAAGUCCAGUGUUCAUCUCAGUUUGAGUUAAACAGGUCGACCUCACGCAGAUUUCUUUUUCCAGAGCCUUUUACCGUCCUCAUAAAAAAAAAAAAAAAAAAACAUGUUCUGUAACGAUAGGAUUGUACAUCUGCAGUAAUUACAUUCUUA